AUGGCCGACACGCAAACAAAAAACAAUGGCAAUGUUGGGGGGCCGCACGACCUUGGGAACGGCAAGCACCAGAUCCUGUUGAAUGCUUUUGAUAUGUCAACAAUCGGUCACUUGUCGCCUGGUCAGUGGAAGAAUCCCAAGGACAAAUCGGCAACCAAGCGAAAGCUAGACUACUGGAUCGAACUGGCUAAAACUCUCGAGCGAGGCGGCAUUAACGCGCUCUUUCUGGCCGACUCGUAUGGUGGCUACGACACGUACGAAGACAGCCUUGACAACUGCAUCCGCCGGGCAGCGCAAUGGCCCAUAACGGACCCCAGCAUACCGAUCACGGCUAUGGCAGCUGUGACAAAAAAUCUUGCGUUUGGGAUUACUGCGUCGACCUCCUUUGAGCCUCCUUUCCUCUUGGCCAAGCGCUUCUCAACACUGGACCACCUGACGAACGGACGCAUUGCCUGGAAUAUUGUCACGUCGUGGAAGAAAUCAGCAUUUAAAGCUAUCGGCCUAAGUGUUCCAAUCGAACACGAUUUACGGUAUGCGCAGGCCGACGAGUAUCUGCGGGUGACUUACAAGCUUUGGGAGGGUUCCUGGGCUGACGAUGCCGUAGCGCCAGAUUCUGAAAAUGAUAGCUAUGCAGACCCAGGCAAGGUGCGGACAAUCAACCAUGAGGGUCAGUUCUACAAUUUGAGCUCGAAGCAUAUUGUCGAUCCGUCUCCACAGCGCACGCCUUUUCUGUUUCAGGCUGGUACCUCGCCUGCUGGUUCUGCCUUUGCGGCACAGCACGCAGAGGCCGUCUUCGUGUCAGCACACUCGCCUGCGGUGCUGCGGCCCAAAGCCGACAACAUUCGCCGCCUGGCUGCCGAGGCCGGCCGCGAUCCGCGGUCAAUCAAGUUUUUCGCCACAUUUACGCCCAUACUCGGCCGGACCGACGAGGAAGCAGAAGAGAAGCACACCGAAUUCAAGAAAUACGCUUCGACCGUCGGAGGCCUGGUGCUGUUCAGCGGGUGGACCGGCAUUGACAUCUCCAAGCUGCCGCUAGACAAGGAAAUCACGCGUGAUGACUCGCAGGUGGCGGACAAGGUGCGCAGCAUCUUGGACUCCUUUGUCACGACUAGCAAGAACAUACCCAAGUGGACACCGCGUGUGAUCGCCGAGCGGGCCUGCAUAGGCGGCCUGGGUCCCGUGUCGGUGGGCAGCCCGCAGACGGUAGCGGACGAACUGGAGGAAUGGAUUCGCGAGGCGGACAUUGACGGCUUCAACCUUGGCUACGUCAUCACACCUGGCAGCUUUGAGGACGUUGUGGACCUUCUUGUGCCCGAGCUCCGUCGCCGUGGUCUGUAUCCGGAGCUGCCUUCCCCCUCGGACCAGCCACUCACAAGCCGGGAGAAGAUUUAUGGCAAGGGGCAGAGCGGUCUCCGAGUCGACCAUCCCGGCAGCAGGUACAAGUACGCCGUUUACGAAGAGGACCCUCCGUAUGUAGCUGCGGAAGCAGUUGCGACAGCGGUCAAGACAGGAGGCAGCCAACCAAACAUCUGA
This is a messenger RNA of Grosmannia clavigera kw1407, 1533 nucleotides long. Its product is annotated as xenobiotic compound family monooxygenase. Gene Ontology annotation, molecular function: oxidoreductase activity, acting on paired donors, with incorporation or reduction of molecular oxygen; monooxygenase activity. The transcript is spliced from 4 exons. NCBI's taxonomy places the organism in Eukaryota, Fungi, Ascomycota, Sordariomycetes, Ophiostomatales, Ophiostomataceae. The record is from RefSeq and is a predicted model, not a curated record. Bases 1 to 1533 code for a protein of 510 amino acids.